GCAUAUUUCAGAAGACAACAUGAGUGAGUUUGGUGAAAUUCUUAAAGACGUGGGAGAAUUUGGUCAAUUUCAAAAACGUUUGCUAGUAUUGAUAUGUAUCCCAUACUUAUUUACGGGAUUCCACUUAAUUGCCCAGGUGUUUACUGGAGCAACUGUUCAACAUCACUGUCAGGCCAACUGGAUACAAAACAUCACUGAAGGCUUGAGCAAAGAAGAACAAUUGCUCCUGACUAUCCCAAAGGAACAAGAUGGGUCUUAUCAAAAAUGUAAAAUGUAUGUGCCCCACCCAGAUAAAGACAUCAACUGGAUUUUGUUACAUGGAAACAAAUCUACGGCAGCAUGUGAAGAAGGAUGGAUGUACGACUUCUCACAAUAUAGAUCAACCAUAGUUACAGAGUUUAAUUUGGUUUGUGAUCACCGGUGGCUAAGUAAAUUCUCACAGACUAGUUCCAUGGCUGGCCUAUUUGUUGGAGCCAUGUUGUUCGGUCCCCUAGCAGACAGGUUUGGUCGACAAAGAACUAUUUUGGUCUCUCUGCUUCUUCAGCUUAUCAGUGGAGUAGGAGCAGCAUUUGUACCAACCAUCAGCUUAUUCAUUGUUUUGCAAUUUGUUCUUGGCACUUCAGUGUCUGGCAUAAUGAUGAACACAGUCACUUUAGGUACAGAAUGGACUGGUGUAGAACAUCGAUCAUUUGCAUCAGUCCUUACCCAGUGUGCCUUAUCAGUGGGACAGAUACUUUUAACUGGGCUGGCUUAUGGCAUUCGUGACUGGAGGAUGCUACAAUUAACUACCUCAUGUCCAAUAAUUAUCUUCUUGUCUUACAUAUGGUUGCUUCCAGAGUCUGCGAGGUGGCUUUUAAUGAAAGGACAAAAAGAAGCAGCCAAGAAGUAUCUUAGGAGCGCAGCAAUAGUGAACAAAAGAGUACUACAUGAAUCACUGAUUGACAAGAUUGUCACUACGAAAGAAAUCCAGCAGAUCACCAUCUGGGAUCUUUUUCGGAUAUCAAGUCUGAGAAGAGUUACAUUGGUUUUGACCUUCAUUUGGUUUGUAAACAGUUUUGUGUAUUAUGGAUUGUGCUUCAGUGUUGAAAGAUUUAGCAAGGACAUUUACUUAAUGAAUUUCAUCUUUGGAUUGGUGGAAGUCCUCCGUGUUUCUUGCAUUUGGCUCUUGGCGAAGUUUGGUCGAAAAAAAUGUCAAGGAUGUUUCCUGUUGCUUGGUGGUGUUGCAUGCCUCCUCAUAUUGGCUUUUCCAGAAGGAAUGGCUCUGGAAGUCAUUGUGCUUGCUGUCCUUGCAAAAUUAUCAAUCUCAGGUUCCUUCUCAGUGACUUAUGUUUAUUCUACUGAGUUAUUCCCAACUGCGAUCAGGCAGAGCAGUAUUGGUUUGGCGUCCAUGUUUGCUUGGUUAGGAGGCAUCAUCGCUCCCAUGAUCAUGCUUUUGGAACAGGACUACCCAGGCAGCUCCUUGAUCUUAUUUGGAAUCACAUCAAUAAUCGCCAGUGCCCUGAGUCUCCUGCUGCCAGAAACUGCCAACAAAGAACUAUCAGAUCACACUGGGCAAGUUGGAAAUGUUAAAAAGAAAGUGAAUGGUAAAAGUGAUGUAGAAAAUGCAUACCAUCAGUCUGCAGCAGAUACUGGAAACUUCACUAAGAGCACAAGAAUGUGAUGAAACAUAUCAUUGAAGAACGGCCUGAAUUUGACCAAUGCUGACUGUCGUCUAUUAGGAACUGCUGAGCUCUCCUCUGCAUUUUAACUUUUAGCUUGUAUUCAUUUUCAGGAAACUAUAUAUCAAUACUGUCAAAAGAAAAAGUGGGUAAGAACUUGGCUUUUUAAAGAUUAUUGAAUAAUUCUGUGUUAGUGGUUUGAACACAGGAUGAGCCAUCAGAGUCAGGAACAACGAAUCAAAGGAGUUGUUUAUUUUAUGUGACUGAAAAUGGCCAAUGUGUAAUUUGAGUAUGAUGGCGUGUUUUUCUUUGUCUUUAAGGCAACAAAUAGAUAGUCAAGUAAUGUAUAGGAAAGUAUCCAUGGGAUUUCAUAAACAUACUACUGAUAGUCCAUCUGAUGGGAUUUCAAGUAGAGCAUGCAUUUGUCUCAAUGCUUCACCUUCUCAAUGCGUGGAAACACAACUUUAUAAAAUAAUGGCAGACUCAAUUUGAAGGAAAAGAUUAAAAAGGAAGUGAUUUAACAAUCUUGGAUUCUUGUUUCAUAUUCAGGGUAGUUCCUUACACUUUCAUUAUUGCUCCAAAGUCUCAUAUAAAAUGUG
Molecule: messenger RNA, 2257 nt
Organism: Pristis pectinata (smalltooth sawfish)
Lineage: Eukaryota; Metazoa; Chordata; Chondrichthyes; Rhinopristiformes; Pristidae
Gene: slc22a13b
Product: solute carrier family 22 member 13b
Exons: 10
Coding region: 20-1660 (546 amino acids)
Biological process (GO): transmembrane transport
Cellular component (GO): membrane
Molecular function (GO): transmembrane transporter activity
Source: RefSeq, a predicted model, not a curated record